This is a messenger RNA of Meleagris gallopavo (turkey), 559 nucleotides long. The record is from RefSeq and is a predicted model, not a curated record. NCBI's taxonomy places the organism in Eukaryota, Metazoa, Chordata, Aves, Galliformes, Phasianidae.
CCCACCAAGGCACCCCUGAGCCACCCUCCCCGGGGCUGGAGGGGCGGCACCACCACCAAGAGAGCGCGGCUCCCGCAGCUGAAGCGGCUGCAGUCGGAGCCGUGGGGGCUGGUUGCGCCCUCGGUGCUGGCUGCGCACCACGAGGAGCAGCGGGUGCGCACGGAUGACGAGCUGGUCAGCAGCAUCGGGGAGCUUGCGCUGUGCAGGAAGGCUCCCCUCAGCCGCAGCAAGGAUGCGCCCCUAUUCCCGCUGGUGGACGAGCAGGCGCUGCGCACGCCUCCAGCCCCCGGGUCCGGCUGCAGGAAGGGGUUCGAGAAGGGCCCCCAGCGCCUGCCUCGCAGGAGCACGGUGCCGGAGCCGCCGGAGAGCAGCGAGGCGAUGGAGGCCCUGCACUGGCGGCGGAUGAGCGCCGAGCACCACGAGUGCGACGCCGGCGUGGCCGAGGCGGGGAAGGUGGCUGCGGAGAGGAGGAAGCUGAGCGGCUCUCACCUGGCUCUGCUGGGUGGUUCGCGGGAGGCUCUGGACGGUGCCCCCAGCACCUCGCCCGCCGCCGCCCGCC